AUGUCUGAGGAUGUGACCCCGGCGGCAUUUGAGCGGCAGCGCUCUGCCCUCCUCUCCCUGCUAAAAGACGUCUCCAUCGCCGAGAGCAACUGUCCAACUGGCGCCCACGUGGCCGUGGUGGGAUACAGCAGCCACACCAAGUACCUGAUCCGUUUCCAGGACUACCGCCGCAAGGCACAGCUGAUCGAGUCUGUGAGGAACAUCGCCCUGGAGAAGUCAUCCAACCACAGCCAGCUAGGUGCUGCCAUGCGCUUUGUGGGUCAGCAUGUCUUUAAGCGAAUCAGAGCAGGGGUGAUGACGAAGAGGGUGGCCGUCUUUUUCUCCAAUGGGCAGUCACAAAAUGUGACAGAGAUCGUGACCGCCAUAAUGGAGUACCGCGGUAUGGACAUCUUCCCCGCCGUCAUCGCUCUGAAGAACGCUCCGACUGUCGCUCAAGCGAUGGAGGUGAGGAGGAAAAAAAACCUGAUAGGUCUUUAGAGUGGUUCUGAGGAACAAGCGCAGACUUGGUCCUACGCUGACAGUGGAGACUGAAAACUGCUGCUUCUUCUUAGGUUGACGACACGAGAAAGGUCAUCCUCUCUGUCCUGAGGAGGGACAUGACCACGGACCUCAGAACAGUCAAGAACUGUGCGAUCUGUUACGGUAAGCACAUCCACAUAGACACUUAGUACCUUCACACCCGGUCCACCAACACUGACCUAGAAUCCAUUUACUAACCCUGUAAUAGAAGAAGAACUUUAUUGAUCACAAGAUCCAAUAAGGAUCCAGGUCCAAUAACGAAUAACGGAACCGCCAUGUCCUCCAUUAGAUCCCCAUAUGAAUACAGACUGAGGCGUCUAUCCGUAUUCUCCUAAAGCCUGGAGAUCCAGACUAAUCAUCGCAGUACCACUGAAAACUGAGGGACUGUUAGACCAAGUAAAACACGAGACAGGAGGUCCCAUCAUGAGAAAAACCUCCUCCAUGGUCUCCACGUUUGUUGUUGUUCUCAAACUCUCCUCCUGUUCGAGGGAACUUUGGUGUCCGAUAGUGUUGUGUCGUUCAUGAACAUUUCGUUCAAAAGAAGUGAACUUCUGAGUGAACGAUGUGAAUGAAAUCACUCUGAGACCUGAUUAGUUCCUUUCUCAGUUCAGUUGAGCUCAGCCGCGAGCCUGGCGUGCUGGUCGGGAGUGGAACUGCCGCCUUUGACUCUUUGGUGAACGACUUACAGCCACAGCCAGCGGCAAAUGAACGACAUGUAUCAGUCAGACUGUGAAUGAAAUGAACGACUUCCAAAUGACUUGAGGCAGGCAGAGGAGGCAUGGGUGUAGCGUUGUUCCUGAACUGCUGAGCAGCGGUUCAUUGACUGAGGCUAAGAUAAAACAGGUCAUUACAGUGCCUUUACAUUAAUACACGUCUAUAAACUUUCCUGUAAGAAGGAUUUACUGUGUUGUUUCCGCUGACAGCGACACACAGAGAGGUGAGUUUUUCAGGGCAGGGGAGAGAUUCUUCCAUCAGGACUUGGCGAAUGAACGACAUGUGUCACCCGGUGAACGACGCUGUGACUUCAGCAGUGAGGAGGGGAGGGGCUCGUUCAAUGAACGAACUCGCCGCUGUCACUCACUGGUGUACUGCACCAGCAGGACGGGGCUCCGAAACACUGACUGAUUCAGUGAACGAAUCUUUUGAACAAAUCAUUUUAAUGAACAGAUCCUAAAGAUUCAGUAAGGUCAAAAGAACUGAUCUUCCCAUCACUAGAGUCUGAGCAGCACUGUUUUAAAACCUUUCAACACAAAGGCGGUCCAAAAGUAGGAGACAGUUUGUAUGGGAGCGGACACGGAUGAGGGAUUUCUGGGAGAGGAUCGUUAAUGAGGAAUUCACAGACGAAUUGUGGAUUCAAAACUUCAGAAAAAUACAAAUACAAUUCAAAACCUCAGAAAUAACUCCGUCUCCUCCCCCGUCCACAAAUACCGCGCCAUCUUCGCUUGAAAUGAACAGGGGCCUCAUGUAUCAACACUUGCGUGGGACUCAUACCAGAAAGGAGCGCACGCAAGGUCCAUCACGCUGAAAAAAAUCCAUAUGUAUCAAGGUGUGCGGGCGCCGAAAGCCACGUGUGUUUCCUUGAUAAAUCCCAAUCAGCUUGGAAUUGAGCGCAGAUGUCGGAGUGAUUUAUUUAAAUAGGGUCUCCCUGUCCUCGCACGCAGACAAAAUGACAAGGAAAACUAAAUGUAUGGCAUGCGAGGUGGAGGUGUUGGUGGCGGAGGUGGAGGAGCGACAGCGUGUUUUGUUUGGCAGCCUGUCCAGUGGCGUCAGUGCAAAACAAAAACGCUUGGAGUGGGAGAAAGUUUGCGAGAACGCGGUGGGUUCCGAGACACGCACCCCCGCGGAGAUUAAAAAAAAGUGGUCGGACCUCAAGGUGGAGGUCAAGCGGCGUACAGCUGCCCUCCAGAGGAGUACCGGCCAGACAGGUGGGGUUCCGGGGGAGGAGACCCUCACACAAAUGUCCACAUGCUUUGCCAUCCCACUGAGCAAAAGACGUAUAUUAGACGUCUAGUCUAAGUUUAUACUUCAUUUCAACGUCGGGAUUCAGUCUAUUUUUAGACGUGAUUUAUACUUCGCCCUUAACUUCAUUUUUCAAUAACUUUUUAUGCAAUAAACAACUGUAAUGUGCAUAACUGACCUCGAAAUACUGGAUUACAUUACCUAUGAUACCGUGGAGAGAGAUGUAAACGCUACAGAUACACAGAAGCAGGAAUUGAAAUGAACCAAUAUUUUUAUUGUGUCACAGAAAUCAAUGUGUCAGCUGUGUCGCCGGCUUGCGCAACCCCGGCCCGCGGCAGCCCGUCCGCCGGCUCGGAGUCGUCAGCCAGGACCAGCGGCAUUCGGGCCACCCCGACCCCCAGCCCCAGCACCAGCACGAGCACGCCGACAAGCGGUGGAGCGUCCACCAGCCGCGGCACUUCCGCUGGACCACCCGGACGCAGUGGAAGGGUCCUCACGGAGGCGGUCCUGCAAUUGCAGGAAGAAAUCAUCAGGGGGAUCGCGGGGAUCAACGAGCGGCUGGACCGGCUCGUAAAUGUCCUCGAGCGUCUGGUGGAGAAAAUAAAUUAAUUUGGCUCAUUGAACUGUGUAUUCACUUCUUACCCAUUCACACUGUGGCGAUGAGAUUCUCCCGCGCGAGGACGGCGGCCCGGCAGGGAUCAGCUCGCAUCCCUCCGUCUGCUGCUGGUUCGUCAUGUGGGGCGACGUGCUGCUCGGCCACGGGGAUGUGGUGCACGCUUGUCACAUAGUGAGUCACCAAACACCGCCACACGGCGUCGCCAAAGUGCCGUCAACGCAAGCUCAAUGCCAACUUCUACACCACCUCCUCACUUUGCGUGGAUUUGCGCUGGAACCGACGCUCGUGUCGCGAAGAUAAAUCUGGACGUGUGCGCCGAUCUUGGUGAACGCAAGGUUUUCUGGCGCCGCCAGCGUUGAUACAUGAGGCCCCUGGUCACUUGACCCGCUACGUCACGUCCGGUGACAGAGAAUUGCAAGAAAAAUGUUUCCAUUACACUUUUGCAAUAUACUUCUAUAUCAACACGUCUGAAAAACCACCUCAUGAGAGCGUAAAAACUUCUUAGCGAUAUUUGAGAGGUUUUUUAAAAUUUAGGUGUUUCCAUUACCAGUUUUCCAUUGCGAUAUUUAGGUUUUGCGCAAAUCUAUGGGUAAUGGAAACGCAGCUAAUGCCACACGAUGGCGACAGAAGGCAGCCCCUCAACAAGUGGUGCUGUAAGCGCUGCAGAGGGCAUCCUCCACACUGUCUCAUAUAAGGAUCAUUCCAUGUCAAUUCAACCAAGAAUCUCCACUCACGUCACAGAUUUUGAUGAAAUUUGGUGGACGGAUUGGCCUUCAGGAGAAACUGUCAGAGCUCAAAUAUUUUUGUUCAAAGCCAUCUAAUCAGUGAGAUAGGGGCUAAUAAAUUUUUGGCUAACUAGCAUGACACGCGAUACAAAAGUGUUCAUAUCUCUGGAAGUAUGCCACCUAGAGAGCUGAUUCUUCAGCUGAGUCAUUUUAAAGCUCUCUUCAAGUUAUAUCUUUUUGUUCAUCACAUUUUUUCCCAAAUUGGACCAGAAAAAAAUUAUAAAAGACCAAAAACUUAAAUUGGAAAUAGCAAAAAAUGAGCGUCCUUCAGUUUUCUUCAUAUUCACACUUAAGAAAGACUAUCAUGUCCACUAGCAUCCCUGCAAGUUUCAGGAUGGGCAUUUCAUAACUUUUUGAGUAAUCAGUCAAAAUGUGUGGUACGUUAGGUCGAAAAAUCGCCAUAUUGGGCACGUUAUACAGUCCUGACCUCAUCUGGAGUCAGCCCCACUUGCCUGCUUGUGUAAAAUAUUACUUCCUCAUAUUGCAAAGUGCUUUUUUUGAGUGUUUUCAUUUUUGUAUGUUAUCCCAUAUUUAUAUGAAAAAUUGCUAAAAUAGCUUAUUUUUGCUCAGUUUUCCAUUGCAUUUCAUUUCUAUUUGCACCUAUAUCCAGAAUAUGAAUGAUCUUAGCUUCAUGGGAGAAUCAUUUGGACAUACCUGCAUGUCCUGGAUCCUAGGGUUGACAAAUAACUUCGACCUAUGUACCCUGAAAUUUUGUUGCUGGUUUCCCUGUGAAGUAUUCCAGGCUAUUUAUCCUGAGCCCUUUCAACGUUUCCUUACAACCUCCAAAGGAAGCUGAAGAGAGCCCAAAGUCCUCGUCUUUCCAUUCGUAGGAUUUAUUCCCAUUCCCUGUUUCCUCCUUAGACCUUCAGUUGCAGUUUUGGUUCCUCCACAAUGACCUUCUCUGUUUCCUCUUCAGACCCCUGUCGGCCCUCAGCACAGUGCUCCUUCAUCCAGGAACAGGUGCAGCCUCAGCAGGCCGACGUGGACCUGGUCCUGGUGCUGGACGGCUCCAGGGAGGUAAGGGCUGACGAGUACGCCGGCGCCCAGCAGCUUCUGGGUUCUGUGGUGGAGCAGCUGGCUGUGAGCCCCGAGCCCAGCAGGGCUGGAAACCAGGCACGGGUGGCUUUAGUCCAGAUGGGCAGCACACAGGUUCUAAAGAAGGAGUUUGGCCUGCAGAGCUACCAGAACCAGGACCAGAUGAAGAGGCACCUGAUCCAGAACAUGAGGCAGCAGGGCGGCUCCGCCUCCAUCGGACUGACACUGGAGUUCACCUUGAAGAAGGUCCUCCUAAACGCCAAGCAGGCCCGGAAGAGGAGGGUGCUGCUGACCGUGGUGGGCACCCAGACCGCCUAUGAGGACCAGGCCAAGCUGCGCUACAUCUCCCAGAAGGCCAAGUGUGAGGGGGUGGCGCUGUUCGUGGUGACGGUGGGCGAGCGCUACAGCCGGACGCAGGUGGAGGAGCUGGCCGGUCUGCCCACAAAUCAGCACCUGGUCCACGUCAGCAGACUGGAUGCUGAGGAGCAGGGCUACUGCCGACACUUCUUCAGGGUCUUCCUGUCCGCCCUGAACAGUAAGAACGCCACCAGACUGAAACACACUGACCCUUCCAUUUGUCUGUUGGUCUCAGAGCGAGUCUGAAGGUUGGUGCAUUUUUGUUUCAGAGGGAGUCAUCACGUAUCCUCCUCCGUCACUGACUCAGACCUGUGAGCAGCUGGAAGAAAAUUUCAGGUCUGAAACUCUCUACACGGAAAACAGCUGCUUAGUCCGCCACAUCCUGGUCCCAAUGACCCCUCCCCCCAGAUUUUACUGAUGAUGUGUUCUCAGAAAACUGAAGUUUGUUUGUUUCAUCACACAGUGGAGCGCAUGAAGACCAGUUUUUUGAGGGUGGAUUUCUGGCACAGGUGAGAGGAGAGACAGAAACCAGACACAUGAACAUCUCUGACGGCCAGAUCCAGCAGGACAGUCUGAGCUCAGACUCCAGAUCUGAAGACAAAGGUAACACACACACACACACACACACACACACACACACACACACACACACACACACACACACACAGUCAAGUCUGUGCCAUUUAGGGUGCUGUUGAGUCCAGUUCAGAUCCACAUGCUAAUAAGGAACACCUACAGCAGCGAGAGUACGACCCCUCUUACCCCCAAUUUCAUCCGCAUCCUGAAUGGCUCCGAUCUGGUUUCCACGAUUCUCGCCGUCCGCCAAUUCCUACCGGAUCCGUUUGUCAAGCGAAUUUCAUGGCAGGUUACGGACAGCAGGAAUCACAAGAACUCACAAGAAUCCACAGAUUCAAGUUCACAUGUAAACAGUAGAUUGUGUCCUUCCAGAGGAGGAAAUCUACUUCUAGACUCGAAUCAGCAUCUCCUCAUCCAUGGUGUCAUCGGGGUGAAAUGACGUCUAUAAACCUUUCACUUGUUCAUCUCCGCCCAUUUGCAUGGUGUGAAAUACGAUCCUCCUGAAACACGGAGUGUUUUAUUUUGAAAAGAAGCCGGAUGUUUUAUUUUGUGUCUGUACCCGACUUCCUUUCCAGCACAGGUUAAUCUGUGCUGAGUUUAUCUGGCAUGCUACAGCGUCCAGAAAAAUAGAACUCUUGCUUGCGAUCAGCUGAGGAGUCCGUCAAUCCGCAGAGGAACGGAAAGAUGCGGGUAGAAAUUGACACAUUAACUUGAAGGGUUACGAUCAGCUAUGAUCGGUGGAUAUGACCUUUUAGUAGCCGUUCAGGAUGCGGUGGAAAUUGGAGGUUACGUACCCUCUUAGAAUCCACCACCUGCUGUGUAAACUUGCUAGCGCCCCCUGGAUGAUUUCACAGAUUUAACGUUUUUACGCUUAUUCACCAAAGUUAAUUUUUGUGGCAGCACCAGGCUGACAACCAAUCAGAAUCAGCCGAUAGACAAACCUGAAUAAAAGUUCAACGUGAUGUUAACUAACUGAGAUAAAGUCCACCAAUCAGAACAAAAUGUACAGCUUUUGUUGUUAUUAAUGGAAACCACGAAAGACUAAAGCGGGGCAAGGACUAACCUCCAAUUUCCACCGCAUGCUGAACGUCUUCAAAAAGGUCGUAUCCACCAAUCGUAGCUGAUCGUAACCAUUCAAGUUAACGUGUCAAUUUCCACCGGCUUCUUUCCGUUCCUCUGUGGAUUGCUGGACUCCUCAGCUGAUUGCAAGAGUUCUAUUUUUUCCGGACGCCAGAGCAUGCCGGAUAAAUUCAGCACAGAUCAACCCGUGCUGGAAAGGAAGUCGGCACAGAUACAAAAUAAAACAUCCGGCUGUCCGUAAUCAGCCAUGAAAUACGCCUCACCAACGGAUCCAGUAGAAAUUGGUGGACGUCGAAAAUUGCAGCUGUUCCAGAUCAGAGCCGUUCCGGGUACGGUGAAAAUUGGGGGUUAGACUGAAUCCUAAACCUGGACUCAUGUCCAAAGACUUAAAACUGACUUGGACUUGUCCUUCAGGGACUUGAGACUUGGUGUGGGUUAAUGUCCCCCUCUCUCUUCACCCAGACAUCUGUCUCCUCAGCAUGGACAGCGGCGACUGUCGGAACUACACCCUGAAGUGGUACUUUGUCAGCAAACGGGGUCAGUGUGCCCCCUUCUGGUACGGAGGCUGCGGUGGCAAUGAGAACCGCUUUGACAGGCAGGAGGAGUGUGAGUCUUUCUGUAAGACUUGA
Molecule: messenger RNA, 7556 nt
Organism: Xyrichtys novacula (pearly razorfish)
Lineage: Eukaryota; Metazoa; Chordata; Actinopteri; Labriformes; Labridae
Source: the annotation of a GenBank genome assembly